Molecule: messenger RNA, 3827 nt
Organism: Drosophila miranda
Lineage: Eukaryota; Metazoa; Arthropoda; Insecta; Diptera; Drosophilidae
Product: polynucleotide 5'-hydroxyl-kinase NOL9-like
Exons: 11
Coding region: 388-3756 (1122 amino acids)
Biological process (GO): cleavage in ITS2 between 5.8S rRNA and LSU-rRNA of tricistronic rRNA transcript (SSU-rRNA, 5.8S rRNA, LSU-rRNA)
Cellular component (GO): nucleus
Molecular function (GO): polynucleotide 5'-hydroxyl-kinase activity
Source: RefSeq, a predicted model, not a curated record
CCCCGAGUGAAUGGUAGAGUGCACUUUGCGACUCUCAGACUCGACUUCCCCGAAAAACGGAGCAUUUAAAAUAGCACAAGAGAGAUGAUCAUCAUUGGACGGCGAUGAUGAUGACGACAACGACGACAACGACGACGACGACGACGACGAAGACGACGACUGCGACUGCUCUGCUAAUGAAGAUGAUGUAAACGAAGCCAAGCAGCACACUCUCCUCUUUCUUUCCACUUUUGUGCACCGAAACGAAAGCGAAAUUUGAAAGCAAAAGAACAAACAAAUACCACCACUGCCACAUAAUAUUUCUCCGAAUUGAAAUCGAAACUGCAUUCUUUACACACACACAUAUACAUAUACACAUAUCUGGGCAAUCGCCAAACGAAUCGAAAUAUGAGAUUGUCGCGGUGCUUAUCGGUCAGUGGAGACCGCCUGCUACUCCUGCUGGCGGCAACACUAGCCAUCGCCCUGGUGCAAGCGGAGCGGGACUUUAACGUAAACGACUCUCAGGUGCCUGUCAUUGAGCCAAAGGAUGUGCCCGCCUACAAGCAGGAUCCCUAUGUGACAGAGCUGAUGGGAUGCCAGAACCAGCAGAACGAGAUUGAGCUCUCGCUGCUGUUGAAGAAGCACGACUGGAGCGAGUUGACGGCCACCAAGCGAGCCCAUGUUCAGGCGAAGCUGGCCAAGUUCUUUGCCAUACCCAAGGAGUUCAUUUCGUUGGACUCGGUGUCGAAGCGGGAGCUCAGGUCCAUGCACAAGCUGGCUAUGAGGAAGGGCGGCAAGGGGAACAAGAAUUUCGAGACUCUGAACCGUCGUUUGGGACGUUUCAUGAUCGGCUGUGGUCCAAGCUACUUUGUCAUGGGUGAACCGAUAGCCAAGCAGAUUGCCCACCAGGUCAAGGAUGGCACUAUUGGUGCUUUAACUGAGGAGAACUUUGGUCUGUGGUUUAUUUGGCGCAAGGAAUUAAAAUCCAGAUCCCAUCGCCGGCGACGUCAAUCGGAGGGUUCUGGAGCCGACGAUGAUGACUACGAGUAUGAAGAUGAGGGAGAGGAUGCUAUUGAGCCAAGCACGGAAGUUCCCGCGGUGACUACGCAUGCGCAUCGUCAUCAUCAUGGAGUGGUGGACCAAGAAUUAACUAAGAAACUCGCUGUGAAGCAGUGUAACAUGUGGGACACCAUUGAAGCUGAGUCUGAGGGCCCCGCACACUCUUCAGAUAUUCUUGCGCCAAAGAAGCGAUCAGUCUCCUGGAUAACAACCACUGCGGGUUGUCUAAAAAAAUUUAAGAAAUCUGAUGUUGGCAUUGGUGUGGAGCCCAAAACAGAAGUCGCAAAUAAAAUAUGGUCGGAAUUGCGUUACUUGCAGGAUGAGGAUUCCAGUAAAUCCGAGCUGGACCUGGAGGUAUCUCAUGAUACGUCCUCUAAAGCGGGACCUCUUGGGAGUAACAGUAACUCUGAUGAUGACCAAAAGACUGAUUUUUUUCUAUACACACAAUCUAAGACUGCCUGGCGGGUGCCAAUGGUACUUGAAAGAACAAUAAAAAAAUUUGUUUACUUUCCUAAAAAUAAGAACGCUCAAUCAACAAACCGUUUAUUUGUGACGGGAUCCAUUCAAAAGAUCGUCAUUUUCUACAACGAUGAGAAAUCCGCAACCAUAGAAGAGCUCACCGAUGGGCAUGACUGUGGAAUUAAAACUCAGGAAUCGACUAUCCAAUCCAUCAACGAUAAAGAAGCUGGAAUUGAGCCGGAUAAAGAAUAUAAAAUACCAAUUGAUGAUAAAGAGGCCUUGGAUUUGGCCUCUCCAUUCGCUAUUAACGAAGCUCCACUGGAAGAUCAACAAGAUGCGGAGACAAAAGCACUAUCGUCAUCGGAAGCCGAACCACAGCUAUUCAACGAGGAUCUUGGUUCCUGCACCCUGAAGGAUGAAAAGAUUUGCGACAUAAAAGUUCUACCAGAAGCACAGCAGGACUCAGAUGCAGAGUCUCUAAUCACUAUUGAAGAAGUUAAAGAAGAUCUGUCCCCAACUGAAACCGAACCACAUGCAUCGCCGGAAACAGUAGCAGUGACUGAGGAUGAUGAAAGUGCUAUGGAAGUCGACGAGGCUAACCGAUCAAUGCAGCACUGCCAGGAUUUCAAUGUAGAUCUACCUUACUGCCCCCCAGCGUUGAGCGUCUUUGAGAAUAGCCUGACGUGCAACGAUGUGCUGGCCGUGAUCAAAGGUGACAUAGAGCUCUAUGGCACUGUCGUGUUGACCCUGUUGGCUGGUCAGAUCACAGUGAACGGCUUCAGAGCCAAAAAACGUCAAAACUUGACCAUCUACUCCCCCAAGGGCAUCAAUUGGGUGAGCAUUUCUCCGAAAAAGCGUGCGAAACCAAUGCAAGAGAAGGUUGAAUGGGACAAAUUGUCUGAGAACUUUACGUGCGCACAAUUGGACAACCUUCAGGGGUGCUUCAAUAGUCAGGAUGAUGCCCUUGUGCUCUUGCAGAGGAACACCAAGGACCAGAACAUGCUCGAAACUUUAAAGCAGUACAUGAGCCAGAUUUUGUUCCCCCAGGUGAAUGGGGCUAAUGUGCCGCACUCGCAAAGCGAGAUGCUGCUCAACUGCUACAUCCAGAGCUCGGACAGAAAACGCACCCUUCAAGUACCUUAUGAGUGGACAAAGCUGAAGAUUCAGAAGACGAGCCGUCUGAUGGUAACCGGUGGGAAGGGUGUCGGCAAGUCCACCCUGCUGCGAUAUCUGCUCAAUCGGCAUUUGAACGCUUUUCCACGCCUACUGUUCAUUGAUUUGGACACUGGCCAGCCGGAGAUCUUUUUGCAGCAAACUGUCUCCUGCACUGUCAUUGAAGAGCCGCUUCUGGGGCCAGGAUUCCUACUGAACAAGCAGCCGGAUCGGGCUCACGUCGUGGGCGACACAAACAUCGUCAUGUGCCACGAGCAGUAUUUCGAGGCGGUGGUCCAGCUGAUGAGCCACAUCCAAAAUAAUCCCGAGUAUGCCAACAUGCCUUUUCUGAUCAACACGAUGGGCUACAACAGGGGAUUUGGCCUCGAGCUGAUGGCUCUGCUGGUGGACUACAUCAAGCCGACGGAUGUGGUGCAGAUCUCGAGUACUUUACCCAUGAACAACUUUAAGUCGCUACUCGACUGGUCGACCCUUUCAAAGGUCAAAGGUCCCUAUGUCUACAAAAAUACGGCGUUCAUGGUUGAGGGUAAAAACCAUAAGUACACGCUCCACGAGCUGCCCAGUGUUGUCCCACCUAGACAGCAGGGAGUCUGGCGAAUGAGUCCCAGGGAUAUGAGAUUCGCCAAUCUGUUGGUCCGCCUCAGCUCCUGCCUGAGGGGCAGUGCCAAGCACCUGACUGACUGCGAGCCCCUCAGCUCAUCUUUUGUGAAUAUUCAAGUCGUCCAUUCCACAGAGGAAGACCUUGAUAAGAGUAGCAUUAUCGCUGGAAUGGAAGCCAAUGUGGUUUACUUGGCCCAUCUGGAAGCUCAGGAUCUGCCCGUGUGCCUGGGCAUAGGUGUCGUCCGUGCCAUUGACUUUGAGAAAGAGAAGCUGUAUCUCGUGCCGGCCAUUCCUCUGGAGCGAACGUGCCAAGUGAAUUGCCUUAUAUCCUGUGGAGACAUCAGCCUUCCGCAAAAGUUCUUCACGGAGCCUGGGCCGCAGGUCGGCAGCAACAUGCCGUUCGUCUUUCAGCAGGACGACGCCGGCUGGCUGGCAAAGAGAAUCAAUCAGUUCUAUUCGCGCACGUCUUCCAUGAAAAAAGAUUAAUGCUAAACCAGCUACCUGUACUUUUAUGAAAAGUAAAAAUCCAAAUAAAGCUUUAUUGAUAUAGAGGCUAA